Aspergillus candidus is the source of this 201-nucleotide messenger RNA. RefSeq lists its product as uncharacterized. The record is from RefSeq and is a predicted model, not a curated record. Lineage: Eukaryota; Fungi; Ascomycota; Eurotiomycetes; Eurotiales; Aspergillaceae. The transcript has 2 exons. The coding region runs from base 1 to 201 and encodes 66 amino acids.
AUGCCAAUCAUCACGGACGACGGGGUCGUUCUGACAGCCAACAUGGAGCGUCUGGACGAAGACGACGUCGUGCCCGGGUGUGAUGGCGUCGGCGACGGAAACCAGCAGCAUAUUAUGAGUUUUAUGGAUUAUGAUCCGGCGAGGGAGAUGGCGCUGCCUGCUUAUGCGGCGAUGUUUAUGUUUGUGGGGUGGGAGUGGUAA